GUGUAGAAACGCUGAAGCACGCCAUUCUGUUUAUGAUAUCUAUUAAUGAUUGACGCUGCUGUUUAAAGCUAUUUUAAUGUCUGCCUUAUUUGUAUUAUUACAUAGUUGGGGGUGACAGGGGAGAAAGGGUGGACAGCUCCCUGUCUAGUAGUUGUCGCUUGUAGCUAGUUAUAGGUGUUCUUGAGGAAGCUCCAGACAGACGGAUAGCCGCGCGAGUUCGCAUUUUCUAAUAAAACAGCAGCAAGUGUGAUGGCUUCGGCGUCGCGUUUCGUACUGUAUUUUUCAUAAGGCGGCGAAGUCGACAUUGUGAAGGUUUUAUUCUGGGCUAGUUUCGUGGUUGCCAGGUGUUGGAAUGACAUAGGAGCUACGAGCAAGAGCCGCUUCGAGUAUGGGAACAUUCAGGUUUGAGGAACCCUGAUCUGAUUGGCUCACGCUCCGGCGCCGCCCUACCAGGUGACCCUACAGCGGGGAGAGGCGGUGAGAGAUCCAGCCACAGCCUCCCCCAUCCCACAGUGCAUUGCACCGUGCCCACCACCACCAUGUCCACCCCCAGCGGCAGCCCCGAGAGAGAGGGCUCCACAGGGGGACCCAACCAGCUGGAGUGUCCCCCCUCCUCUCCCCCUGGCAUGGACCACUCCAUGGGCAGCCCCCUGCUCAGCCCGGACUCAUCUUGCCAAGAUGCCAUGCUCUCGGCCCCCGCCGCCUCCCCCGCUGACUCGGAGAGCCUGAGCCCUGACGAGCUAGAGCUGCUGGCUAAGCUGGAGGAGCAGAACAGACUUCUGGAGGCGGACUCCAAGUCAAUGCGCUCAAUGAGCGGCUCGCGGCGGAACAGCGGCUCGUCCCUGGUGUCCAGCUCCUCUGCCUCGUCCAACCUGUCCCACCUGGAGGAGGACACCUGGAUCCUGUGGGGACGCAUCGUCAACGAGUGGGACGAGUGGAGACGCAAGAAGGACAAGCUGCUCAAGGAGCUGAUCCGUAAGGGCAUCCCACACCACUUCCGGGCGAUCGUGUGGCAGCUGCUGGGUAAUGCCACAGACAUGCCAGUGAAGAACCAGUACUCUGAGCUGCUCAAGAUGUCCUCGCCCUGCGAAAAGCUCAUCCGACGGGACAUCGCCCGCACCUACCCCGAGCAUGAGUUCUUCAAGGGCCAGGACAGCCUGGGUCAGGAGGUGCUCUUCAACGUCAUGAAGGCGUAUUCUCUGGUGGACCGGGAGGUGGGUUACUGCCAGGGCAGUGCCUUCAUCGUGGGCCUGUUGCUCAUGCAGAUGCCAGAGGAGGAGGCGUUCUGUGUGUUUGUGCGUCUGAUGCAGGAGUACCGUCUGAGGGAGCUGUUCAAACCAACCAUGGCUGAGCUAGGCCUCUGUAUCUACCAGUUUGAAUACUUGCUGCAGGAGCAGCUCCCGGAGCUGAACGUUCACUUCCGUUCUCAGAGUUUCCACACCUCCAUGUACGCCUCCUCCUGGUUCCUCACUCUCUUCCUCACCUUCCUCCCCAUGCCCGUCGCCACGCGCAUCUUUGAUAUCUUCAUGUACGAGGGUCUGGAGAUUAUAUUUCGUGUGGGCAUGGCCAUUCUGCAGUACAACCAGACUGACCUCAUCCAGCUGGACAUGGAGGGCAUGUCCCAGCACUUCCAGAAGGUGAUCCCCCACCAGUUUGACAGCUGCCCAGACAAGCUGAUCCUGAGGGCCUACCAGGUUAAAUACAACCCCAAGAGGAUGAAGAAGUUGGAGAAAGAGUACACCACAAUCAAGAACAAAGAGAUGGAGGAGCAAAUAGAGAUCAAGAGGUUACGCACAGAGAACAGGCUUCUGAAGCAACGGAUUGAGACAUUGGAGAAGGAAAGUGCUGCUCUAGCAGACAGGCUGAUACAGGGUCAGGUGACGCGGGCGCAGGAGGCUGAGGAGAACUACGUGAUCAAGCGGGAGCUGGCGGUGGUGAGGCAGCAGUUCAGCGUGACCAGCCAGAACCUGGAGAAAGCCCAGGACACCAUCGGAGAACUGCAGCGGGAGAAGUACACAGAGCAGUUUGUGACCGGUCUGCAGACGCAGCUGGAGCAGUCCCGGCUGCAGGAGGCGGAGCUACUGGGAGCCCUCAAAGAGAUGCAGGACAAAGUACUGGACCUAGAGAAGAGGAGCAGCUCUCUGCCUGAUGAGAACAACGUGGCCCAGCUGCAGGAUGAGCUGAAGCUGGUGAAGCUCAGAGAGCUGGAGACACUGCACUCCUUCAGAGAGAUGCAGGACACGGUGACCGAGCUCAACCAGCGCUGGCAGCACCACAUGUCAAAAAGCGGUGGGGUUGGAGGUCACUGGAAGGAAUCCCCCAAGAAGAACGCCCUGAACGAGCUGCAGGACAAGCUGAUGGGGGGUGCGUCUGAGAGAGGCCCAGGCCCAGGCUGAACUCAGGGAGGUCAAACUCAAAGCCAUACAGCUGGAGAGCCAGAACCAGAUUCAUGGCAAGCUGAUUGGGCGCCAUGAGGUGGAGAGCGCCGCCCUGCAGGAGAGGCUGCAGCAGCUGGCUGGCCAGAAC
Coregonus clupeaformis (lake whitefish) is the source of this 2526-nucleotide messenger RNA. RefSeq names its product EVI5-like protein. NCBI's taxonomy places the organism in Eukaryota, Metazoa, Chordata, Actinopteri, Salmoniformes, Salmonidae. The record is from RefSeq and is a predicted model, not a curated record. The transcript is spliced from 17 exons. The coding region runs from base 540 to 2396 and encodes 618 amino acids.